Messenger RNA from Cinclus cinclus, 2406 nucleotides. It is a transcript of the gene PECAM1, whose product is annotated as platelet and endothelial cell adhesion molecule 1. Gene Ontology annotation, molecular function: transmembrane signaling receptor activity. Gene Ontology annotation, biological process: cell surface receptor signaling pathway. Lineage: Eukaryota; Metazoa; Chordata; Aves; Passeriformes; Cinclidae. The record is from RefSeq and is a predicted model, not a curated record. The transcript has 17 exons. The coding region runs from base 1 to 2406 and encodes 801 amino acids.
AUGUAUCUUGCUCUUCUGGUGAUUUUCUUGCAGUGUUCAGAACUUUACGCUCAGAGGAACGUUUUUACUUUCAACAAAGUUGAAAUCAGGGUUCAGCCAUCUGACAAGGUGAAGAAUGGAGCUCCAAUGUCAAUUAUCUGCCAUGCUGAUAUUAGCAAAAACACUGAUUUCCAGCUGAAGCAUAAUUUUACAAUUUAUAAGGACAAGAAGCUUGUGUUUAUGACCGUAUCAGACAAAGAAGAUGCACGGUAUGAAAUACCUGUGGCCAGAUCUUCAGAUACAGGAGAGUAUGAUUGUACUGUGCAAGCAGAUGGAAAGAAGGAUUUCAGUAACUCCAUCUAUGUUUGGGUAGCAGGAAUGACCAAGCCAAUCCUGACUGCUGAUAAAAAAGAAGUUUCAGAGGGUGAAGUUGUGAAAUUACGUUGUGAGCUGCCAGAAGAAGUACCUCCUCUAGAGUUCUUUUUCCGGAAGAUAAAGACAAAUUCAGCACCUAAAGAAAAACGUGUACCUGAACAAAACCAAAAUUUUUCUGAAGUCGAAUUUCAUGUUGAAGAGGGAGAUAAUAUUUUACAGUUUGAUUGCUUUGGCAAGAGACAAGUAAGAUCUGGAUGGGAAAGCUCACAACACAGCAACAGUACACUUGUCACAGUCAAGGAACCAUUUAUAAAGCCCACUCUGAUCACCAGGCCCUCCAGUAACAUUACAGAAGGAGACCAAAUAGAAUUUGAGUGCUCAACUGAGGUAGCUCAAAUGCGUGGCAUUGAAAUAAUCUUCCAGAAAAACAGGACAAUAUUGAACAGUGUACAUGAUGAGAAGUCUUUGAAAUACUCUACAGUAGCUACUCAAGAGGAUAGUGGUGAAUACCUGUGUAAGGUGGAGCAAGGAGCAGUGUCUAAAACCACCAAACUGAAUGUCUUUGUGUCAGAAUUAUUCCCCAAGCCAACACUGUCUGCUUCUAUGACUAAGUUGGAUGAAAAUAAAGAUUUAAUUUUGAGUUGCAGCAUUAAUGGUUUUCGGAGCGCCAACUUCUCUAUAGUACGGAAAAGUUCCAGUGGAGAUAUCCUGUUGAAGAAUUCUAGAGUCUUAGCAAUUAAAGUUAAUGUGAAUGAUACUGGAUCUUACACCUGCAAAGCUGCAGUAAAAGGAAUAGUCAAGGAGAGCAAACGUGUAAGGAUCAAUGUUUAUGCUCCAGUCUCCAAGCCAACUCUUUCAGUUGUCAGUGGUUCACCAGAGGUGGUGUUAGGGAAUCCUCUACAAUUAAUCUGUCAGUCAGUGAUGGGAACACCACCAAUAACAUUCACAUUCUACAAAGGGGAUGAAAUUAAGAAAAAUGUAACAAAUGACACAUAUGCUAUGUUCUUGGAUGAAGAUAUUGGACUAAAUGACAAUGGAGGAUACAAAUGUGAUGCUAGAAACAGUCACUCCAGCGGUGUGAAAACUAGCAAUAUUCUAAAUGUCACAGUGAUAGUACCAAUCAGGGAUGCCAGUUUGGGCAGUUUUCCAUAUGGAGAAGUAGAAGUUGGCAGUGAUACUACUUUCCUCUGCUCUGUGAAAGAAGGAUCUUGGCCAAUUGACUUCAAGUUUUUUAAAAAAACUGAUCAUGAAGUUCUUCUGCAUGAAGUAAGGGAAUAUUCAGACAGAACCAUAUGGCACAAGAAGACAAUGAAGAGGAAAGACACAGGAACCUAUUAUUGCAUGGCUUCGAACCGAGCCAGCGUGAAUGUGAGGAGCCGUCCAAUAACCAUCAGUGUCAUCUUAGCAGCUUGGCAGAAAGGAGUCAUUGCUGCUUUUGUCCUAACAGCCAUGGCAGGAGCAGGAGCCAUUGCUUUAUGGUGGUUUUUGCGUAAGAAGAAAAAGGCUAAAGGACCAUCCAUGGAGAUGUCUGGUUCUGCCUUAGCUCCAAACUUGACAAAUGAAAAACUAACAAGACAGCCCAGUGAUGGAAACUACUACUCAGGCUCAGGUUACAUUGAAAAUAAUGAAAACUACAUGAAAUCAACUGACGAGAGUAAAGGACCUGACGUUGAGAGUGCUGAGGUGGAUUACACUGAAGUUGAAGUCUCCUCGCUUGAUCCUCACAGAGCUCCUGAACAGAAGGGGACUGAAACAGUUUAUAGUGAAAUCAGAAAAACUAAUAAUGGACACUUCCUGUGGAAGAUGAUGUUAUUGAUUCUAUGGAAAACAGGCAUUCUAGAAUAUAUGGGCAUCCUGAUGCUACCUAGAACAGUCACCUCAAAGAUCAGCUGGGAGAAGAAAACAAGCCAAGAUGGAAGAUGUUGCAAGUAUUUCAAAGGCUUUGCAGCAGUUAUUUAUGAAUUUGCCAGACCCGUCUUUUCAAAGUUCAUUUCCUUAGGAGAAACAAUAGAGAUGUUCCUAAAGCAUUUAAUGGAUAAAAACUACAAAUAA